AUGGGGGUUUAUGACAUUAAAUCAUUCUGCGAGCAGAUAGGCACCGCAUUAUUAUUGAUCGAAGAGACCCAGCGAAUAAAAAUUAUUGGACAAGGACACCGACAAAAAGGGCAGGUGGUAGAUGAACGAAGAUUAAAAGGUAACCAAAUAAUUGUACUCGAACCACUGAGUUGUGUUUAUUGUAAUUACUUCAGCGCUCCAAAACAAUUUAUAUCUGGUGAAAUGCAUUAUUUUCGUGUACCUCAACAAUUUUGGCGUGAUAGAUUAGAAAAAAUGAAAUUGGGUGGAAUUAAAGUUGUAUCAUUUCCCAUUAAUAUGUUUGUUCAUAAUCCUGAGCCUGGUAUAGAAUACACAACUGAAGUUAGUUACUUAAAUUUUUUAAAGUUAAUUAAAGAACUGAAAAUGGAAGCAAUUAUUAAAAUGGGACCAUUUAUAGACGCUGACUUAAGUUUUGGUGGAUUAAAACCGCAUAGCAUGUGGAAACAUUAUGAAUUGACUACAGAUUUCAUCUGGUUACGAAAUGAUGAAAAUAAAAAUUAUCUAAACACAAUUUUAAAUUCAGUAAAAGAAAUAUGUCUAUCAUUAGUGGAAGAUUACUUUGCAAAAAAUGGAGGACCAAUAAUCAUGUUACAACUAGAACAGGAUUAUGGUCAUGAAUCUGGUCUAUGUAAAACAAACACUACAUGGUUACAACUUCUAGAAAAAACGAUCCGAUACAAUUGUCAUUACGAUGGAAUUAUCUAUGUCAGCGAUGCAAACUCCAGGAACAACUUAUUAUGUGGAGGUUAUUCGGAUUCAUUAAACGGUACAAUCCAUUUACGGGAUGCGACAUUAGACAGUCAAUCAAUAGCUAAUUAUCAUUGGAGUUUAUUAAAAGCAAAUAUAGGAGAAAUAAUUGGGAAAAAGACUCCAUUUUUUGUUUCAGAUUUCCCGUCAGGUAAAACCCUCAGUUGGCAUGAUAGACCAUAUAACACAAAUUACACCGUAAUUAAUAAUUUAAUUCGGAAAAUUUUAUCUUCUGGUUCAUCUCUCAAUUAUUACAUGUAUGUUGGAGGAACAAAUUUUGGAUUUUUAGCUGGUGAUUCAGGGCAAUUUACUCAAGGUUAUAUAACUUCCUACGAUAAUAAUGCACCAAUCAGUGAGUCGGGUGAACUUACCAAUCAAUUUUUCGAAUUACGCAAAAUAAUUAACGAACAUUUUAAUACGAAAAGUAAUUCUUCAGUGCGAGUGAAACCAACAUUACGAAAAUAUCCAUCAGUCCAUUUAGAGCCGGUUGGUUGUAUGUUAUGUGAAUCGGUGAAAUAUGAAGUAGCUCGACCAUAUGCGGUUAUAGCGAACACUCCUUUAACAUUUCGUGAAUUGAAUCAAACUUCGGGUUUCGUACUAUAUGAGACCCAAUUAAAAUUUCAACCGGACGAACUGAGUAUUUUAGAAUGUAUAGGUGUAGUAGAUCGUGGCUAUGUUUAUUUUCGAUAUGUGUUUAUGGGAUAUUUUAAUCGUUUUACUCAUUUUAAAAUUACAUUAAAACAGCCUAAUUAUGGGGAUUCUCUACAAAUACUUGUAGAAGAUAAUGGUCGUUUAUCACAUGGAUUUCGUUUAAAUAUGGAUGUUAAAGGUAUUACUCGACCUGUGUAUUUAGAUGGUCGACGACUGACCAAUUGGACAAUGUAUCAAUACCCUUUUUCUUACGCACCUGCACCAUAUAUUUCUAAGGAUAUGGUUAAGUUAUUUGCUUAUAUUGAAUCGGCACCAGCUGUUCCAUUAAAAUUACGAACACCUAUGUUUUAUCGAGGGCAAUUUUAUCUAAAAAAUCCAACUCUUAAUGGGAACAGUACGUAUAUCGAUAUGUCAGAAUGGGGUAAAGGUAUUGUUUUCUUAAAUGGUAUCAGUUUAGGACGAUAUUGGUCUAUAGCUGGACCACAAGUGAAAUUAUUUUUACCUGGUGUAUAUCUAUUUAAAUACGAUUUAAAUGUUUUAGUUGUGUUAGAAUUAGAACGGCCUCCUUUGAGUGAAAAUUUUGAUUUAAAAUUUAGUGAUGACAGAAUCAUGAUGUUUAGAUCCGCGAAAAAUGGCCCAGCUUUCACUGGUAGACCGCCGGUGAAUGGCAUACUAAACACACAAAUACCAAAAAGGCAGUUUGAUCCCACAAGUGCAAGCUUCCUCCAAAGCUAA
This is a messenger RNA of Chrysoperla carnea, 2172 nucleotides long. Its product is annotated as beta-galactosidase-like. The transcript is spliced from 4 exons. The coding region runs from base 1 to 2172 and encodes 723 amino acids. The record is from RefSeq and is a predicted model, not a curated record. Gene Ontology annotation, molecular function: beta-galactosidase activity. NCBI's taxonomy places the organism in Eukaryota, Metazoa, Arthropoda, Insecta, Neuroptera, Chrysopidae. Gene Ontology annotation, cellular component: vacuole. Gene Ontology annotation, biological process: carbohydrate metabolic process.